GGGCCUUGUGGGCCGGGCAGCCAUUUUGGGAAGAGCUUUGUUAUGGUUGUGGGCUAGCCACCUCUGCCGGGUCGAGAAGCUGGGGACGCGUCCUCAGACUCCGCGUCUCGUCCCUGGCCGUAGCCCGGCCGCUGCCCGAGUGCUCUUUGUGGCCUUUUAAAUGAUUGAGUGAAGAUGGAAAUGGAUCACAAAUAAUAAGUGACUUCUCUACCAAAGCAGUAGAAGAUUCUUCGUAUUACCUUCCAGUAGCUAAAUUCAGUUUUGGGAAGGGGCAGAACAAGUGAAAUACAGAAAACUGAAGAAAAGCAAACCUCAUAUUGGAACUAUCUUUCUCCUUGACUACGCUUAUCCCCUAUCUUUCUACUUGUUUUACCUUUGCUCUGAAUUUAUAAAUAAAGACCAAAGAAAUAGAAUAUACAUUUAGGAGCUUUACACCAAGAAAUUUGCCUUUAAAGCUGCUGUUCCCUGGAGAGAAAAGUAUAUCAAAUUCUUGUCUGAUUUUUUUUUUUCUUUUUUAGACAAGAUUUCUAAUGUCCUUAAAUUUUGAAGGUUAAGACAAAUAUAAAUAUAUAUCUGCACAGUAUUUUUAGCAGUUGUGUGAGUAAGAAUAAUGAGAUUUGUAUUUUAAGGGCUUUGUCAUGUGGAUGUUUUGCCACUGGAGUUGACUCCUCAGAAUAUCUUUUAUAGGGCUUUAAUAUUAUAUUUUUGAUCUAUCACCUUGAUGACAUUACUUCCCCACACUUGAGCCCACCUGUCUUUCUAGCUAUGACCUUGUUAUGAACAGUGUUUGUACUCACUGUGCAAAUGUCCAUGUAUCACCUAAUUAAGCAACAUAGUGCCAUAACUCAAGCAAGUUGAAUGAGGUGAACAUAGACAUAGCUCUUUCCCCUUUCCCCCCUUUUUUAAAUGUAACAAAUAUUUUUUAUGUUCCCCUUCCCCUUUCCCCUUCCCCCUUCCCCCUUUUGGAAACGUGUCAGGUACUAGGUAGUUUAAGGUGAACAAUUGAGGGGACUGAGAGAGUGAUCCACACAGAGCCUGGCUGCUUUGUGCUUCAUCAUAAGUUGUGCUGCUGACCAGGUUACUUUAAGCACCCUUUUAACAAGGAAACCUCGUGGGAGAUCCAGCUGGCAGACUCAAGUAGUUCAGGAAACAGGACCACAGAGGUAUACUCUGGGAUCCUGGCCAUGAGGUUGGAUGCCUCACCUUGCUGAAAAAGAGACACUGGACCUAAAUGGCGCAGCAUGAUUUUGUUCCUGCUUGGCUAAAUUUCUCAACACCACAGUCAGCUAAGUCACCUACUGCAACCUUUGAGAAACACGGAGAGCACCUACCCCGAGGAGAAGGUAGAUUUGGAGUAAGCCGUCGUCGACAUAAUUCCUCUGAUGGCUUUUUUAACAAUGGACCCCUACGAACUACAGGAGAUUCCUGGCAUCAGCCCUCCCUGUUCCGCCAUGAUUCUGUGGACUCUGGUGUCUCUAAGGGAGCAUAUGCUGGAAUCACAGGGAACCCAUCUUGUUGGUAUGGCUCUUCCCGAGGUCACGAUGUUAUAAGCCAGCGUAGUGGAGGUGGCACAGGGAACCAUCGCCAUUGGAAUGGCAGCUUCCACUCGCGGAAAGGCUGUUCCUUUCAGGAAAGGCCACCUACAGAGAUUAGGGAAGAAAAGAAAGAAGACAAGGUGGAAAAGUUGCAGUUUGAAGAAGAAGACUUUCCUUCUUUGAAUCCAGAAGCUGGCAAACAGAAUCAGCCAUGCAGACCUUUUGGGACCCCUUCUGGAGUGUGGGAAAACCCACCUAGUGCCAAGCAACCCUCCAAAAUGCUAGUUAUCAAAAAAGUUUCCAAAGAGGAUCCUGCUGCUGCCUUCUCUGCUGCAUUCACCUCACCAGGAUCUCACCAUGCAAAUGGGAACAAAUCAUCAUCCAUAGUUCCAAGUGUCUAUAAGAACCUGGUUCCUAAGCCUGCACCUCCUCCUUCUAAGUCCAAUGCAUGGAAAGCUAACAGAAUGGAACACAAAUCGGGAUCCCUGUCCUCUAGCCGGGAGUGUGCUUUUAUCAGUCCAAUCUCUGUUACCAAACCAGUGGUACUGGCUGGUGGUGCAGUUCUGAGUUCUCCCAAAGAGAGUCCCUCCAGCACCACCCCUCCAAUUGAGAUCAGCUCCUCUCGUCUGACCAAGUUGACCCGCCGAACCACUGACAGGAAGAGCGAGUUCCUGAAGACUCUGAAGGAUGACCGGAAUGGAGAAUUCUCAGAAAACAGAGACUGUGACAAGCUGGAGGAUUUGGAGGACGACAGCACACCUGAACCAAAGGAAAAUGGAAAGGAAGGCUGUCAUCAGAAUGGUCUUGCUCUCCCUAUAGUGGAAGAAGGGGAGGUUCUCUCACACUCUUUGGAAGCAGAGCACAGGUUAUUGAAAGCAAUGGGGUGGCAGGAAUAUCCUGAAAAUGAUGAGAAUUGCCUUCCCCUCACAGAGGAUGAGCUCAAAGAAUUCCACAUGAAGACAGAGCAGCUGAGAAGAAAUGGCUUUGGAAAGAAUGGCUUCUUGCAGAGCCGCAAUUCCAGCCUGUUCUCCCCUUGGAGAAGCACUUGUAAAGCAGAGUUUGAGGACUCAGAGACGGAAACCAGUAGCAGUGAAACAUCAGAUGACGAUGCCUGGAAGUAGGCAUAUAAAUGCUCACAGUUAAAUCUGACCCAGUAAACUCUGUUUAGGGAGUUAUACAAAAGAAAUUGUUCUUUUCUUUUUCUUAUGUUGUUGAAUACUUCAUGCACAAGGGAAAUAAGCAUAUCCCAAAGAGAGAGCGAUUGGCUUGUUUAGCUUUUGUUCUUCCCUGUUAUCUGCUUAAUAGAGAAGUUUGUGUGGUGGGAAAGACUUAAAACACAAACACACACACACACACACACACACACACACACAGUCCAUAUGGGGCGAUGCACAGGUGGGAGCUGACAGUGCAGAGAGGAGACACUGGUCUGCAGCAACAGCUUCUACCACCAGCCCUUGGGGCACUCACCCCUGUGCUCAAGCAAUCAUUGUCAAUGACAAAGUGACUAUUGAAGUUAUAAUUGUAUUAAAUUAAUGCUAAUAAUUUGGAUAUUUUAUUUUAUUUUUGGCUGCUCGGGUAACUUUAGCCCUUAACCAAGCAUAUAUGUGGUUUUUUGUUUUGUUUUGUUUUUUCUUUUUCCUUUUUGGGUACAGCUGUAAAAUAUUUGGAUAUAAGAAAUGUUGUGUUAUUCUUGCAGCCUUGAUAUUCAGGGUGGAUUGUAAAAUAUAAAUUUUUGUGAGAUUUCAAAGAUUAAGAUUAUUUUGAUAACAUUAUUUACAGAUUUAAAAGAUGUGGUUAUCACAGGUCUGUUGAGGGGGAAAACUACUGCAUAAAAUAACUAACUUGGAAUAAAUAUUUUGCAUCAGU
Molecule: messenger RNA, 3404 nt
Organism: Lemur catta (Ring-tailed lemur)
Lineage: Eukaryota; Metazoa; Chordata; Mammalia; Primates; Lemuridae
Gene: GPBP1L1
Product: GC-rich promoter binding protein 1 like 1
Exons: 12
Coding region: 1232-2656 (474 amino acids)
Biological process (GO): DNA-templated transcription; positive regulation of DNA-templated transcription
Cellular component (GO): nucleus
Molecular function (GO): DNA binding; RNA binding
Source: RefSeq, a predicted model, not a curated record